GAGGAAUUGAUUAUUUUAGGGGAGUCACCCUGAGGAGUCGAGAAUAGCGAGGUAGUUCGUCAUGGAUACUCGUUCAGGUAGCAUAAAAGAUCCGAUUUAUUACCCAUCUGGUUCGGAUAACUUGGAUCAAAAUAAUGAUGUCGAACCAAGCGCUCGUAGUUCUGGUGGUAGUCAAGAACUCGGUUUGGACGAGAGCGCCUCGCUUAAAGUACCAAGAAAGUUUAUUACAAAUUGGCGGCAAGCCUGCGAUCGGACUCGUGAUAGAACAAAAGAUUUAUUAAAGAGAUGGAGAACAGUACCUAGUAAUACUGACGUAUUCACUGAAACUUCAACGGUUACCAAAGAGAUCGAACAUCCUGGCUGGAGCGUACACGUUUGGACAACUUGGGUGAGUCGUUAUCCGAGCGACGAUAGUUUAACAGCGAUCGAACAUUUUGACAAAAGAGGACAUUCGAAAGUAUUGGCGCCUAUACAACGUGAUAAACUUUCACAUUUCUUUAUAUUAUUGGAUCACGACAAGGAUGGUUUUAUCACUAGAAAGGAUUUCGGGAUAUUAUCCGAGAGAUUACGAAGAUUCGCCGAUUGGUCUUGGAACGGUCCAGAAUAUUUACGUUUGUUAGAAGUCGAAAAAGGAUUUGCUUCAUUGAUAUUUCCUGAUAAUAAAAACGAACUGGAACAACAGACGAGAAAAAUCGAUCUUGACGAUUGGUUAUCUUGGUGGACAAAAAUAAUAACGCCAAUUAACGGAACGAAUUACAAUGAGUUACCGUUUUGGAUUAAAAUGAUGCCAAAAAUAUUUUUCCUCGUUAUUAAUGGUACAGGAAAUGGAAAGAUCAGCAAGGACGAAAUUAGCAAUUUUUAUGGUUCGAUUGUUGGUCUUGAUUCGGAUAGAAUUGAAAAAUGUAUUGACAUUGCCUAUAACUCGAUGACCUCUAAUGGAGAUCAUCCUCUCGGUUGGCCACAGUAUCAAUUAAUUUUUGCAAAUUUUUUAUUUGGACGUGGUCCUUUCGGACCGGGUGAACAUUUUCUUGGAAUGACAGACUCUUGUAUCGCACGUGGAAACAGUAUACCUUUUCCAAUUGAUUAUUCCGCCAUGAAUACUCCGAAAGAUAAAUUAGAAAUUUAUAGUCCACAUUGUAAAAGUAGUAGACGAAGUGUUGUGGUAUAAAAUAUAAAAUAAGUUAUAUACAUAUGUAAAUUCAAUUAACGUGUUAAUUACAAAAUGGCUAACUUCGGUUCAUUUAUAAUUGUUACGAAUUUAUUCUUUUUCUUUAAUACUCGUAUGAAUUAUUUACGAACUUUCUUAUAUAUCAAAGUUAUUUAAU
This is a messenger RNA of Vespa mandarinia (Asian giant hornet), 1325 nucleotides long. RefSeq lists its product as uncharacterized. The record is from RefSeq and is a predicted model, not a curated record. Gene Ontology annotation, molecular function: calcium ion binding. NCBI's taxonomy places the organism in Eukaryota, Metazoa, Arthropoda, Insecta, Hymenoptera, Vespidae.